AUGGAAACAUUAGCUGGAGUGUUAAAUGCUCUCAUAAAUACUACAAUAAACAAGGAUAACGAAGAAAACUUAAUGAAUGUUAAACUUAUUGCAGGAGUUUUGAAGUUCAGUUAUGCGAAGGAGUUUAAGAUACCAAGAAUGAGUCAUAGAGUACAACUUCUUUUGGGAGCAUACCAUAUGACAUUUCCUUUGAAAAGUGUUGACAAAACGAUUGAGAUGAAAUCUGUUCCAUACGUAUGUUAUGGUAAUUGUUUGUACAUUGAGUCAAAAAUAGCUAAUGUCACAGGUAUUUCAGGAGUUAAUAGUAAAGGUUCAGUAGAAUAUAAAUCCUUCUGUUAUGCAGUCAAUUCAAUGUUCAUUCCAAACGUUCCUGUCAUAGCAACUCAUUUAGGUAAAUGGGUUCGCAUUAGUCCUCAUAAUUUGAAAGACAUGCAAUUCAGACUUGUUGACUUUCAAGGAGAGCCUGUAGAACUGAAGGCACCAGUGCGAAUGACUGUUGAAGUUGACUUUUUAGAAAAUAUUAAAUGCAACAGCUUACAAGAGAACU
Trichomonas vaginalis G3 is the source of this 547-nucleotide messenger RNA. RefSeq lists its product as uncharacterized. The record is from RefSeq and is a predicted model, not a curated record. The transcript has a single exon. The annotation marks the transcript as partial. NCBI's taxonomy places the organism in Eukaryota, Parabasalia, Trichomonadida, Trichomonadidae.